This is a messenger RNA of Vollenhovia emeryi, 1249 nucleotides long. It is a transcript of the gene Rfk, whose product is annotated as riboflavin kinase. Gene Ontology annotation, molecular function: riboflavin kinase activity. The record is from RefSeq and is a predicted model, not a curated record. Gene Ontology annotation, biological process: riboflavin biosynthetic process; FMN biosynthetic process. Gene Ontology annotation, cellular component: mitochondrion. Lineage: Eukaryota; Metazoa; Arthropoda; Insecta; Hymenoptera; Formicidae. Bases 655 to 1110 code for a protein of 151 amino acids. The transcript is spliced from 4 exons.
AUAGGAGCCUUAUUUACAUUUUCUGAAACAUAUUAGUCAUGAAAACAUCAGGAUGGCAUCAUUUGUGAUCAUUGUUUAUUGUCCGCCGAAAGCACCUAUUUGUGACAUUAAGACAUCAAAAAGUUGUAAAAAUGAUCUUACUUUACAAAGCAAAGUUAAUUAAAUGCUAUACGUUAAAAAUAAAUUGAAGUGAUAUAAGAUAAGCAUAAUACAUGACUGAUCAUGUAAUCUGUAAUAAUACAUCAUUGUACGCAUCACGAAUAUCAUAAAACAGCGUGUCACAAAUCAGUAAUUGUAAAGUAAAUCAGGACGUCGAUCAUUUUAUGACGUAAAAUUAAUUAUUUUAACGUCACAUUGACGUGUUUGUAAUUAACUUGGGCUACUCGAGUCGAAUGAUCGCAAGGCCAAGUUGCAAAAGACGAGGCAUCGCGCAGGGAGAGGGGAGGAGUCUAUCGUUCGGAGUCCGCAGGGUAGAACGCAAUUUAUUGAUAACGUUGUCGGGCGCGACGAUACGCAGAAUGUCGGGUUCGACCGCUGACACAUGUCCUAUCGGCGCAGGACGAUGUUAAAUCAUUGUUAAUUGUCGUGCGUUUAUCGCACUCUGUACUUGUCCGUCCAAUAGAAGUAGCGCGUGACCACGUGGAAUGACCAGUCAUGGGCAGCAAUAUCUUGCCGUGCUUCGUGUCCGGGGUGAUCGUCAAGGGCUUCGGCAGGGGCUCGAGGACGCUCGGCAUCCCGACAGCUAAUCUCCCACAAACCGUGGUCGACGCUUUGCCGAAGGAUCUAAGCACUGGAAUUUAUUACGGUUGGGCGUCCUUGCAUGGAGAGGUAUAUAAAAUGGUCGCAAGCAUAGGAUGGAACCCGUAUUAUAAGAAUAAGACAAAAUCUAUGGAGGUUCACCUGCUACAUGAAUUCGAGGACGAUUUCUACGGCGAGGAGCUCAAGGUCAUUAUUAGCGGAUACAUAAGACCAGAAAAAGAUUUCUCUUCUUUAGACGAACUCAUCGUGGAGAUAAAGAAUGACAUUGUAGUCGCGGAACGUCAAUUAGAAGAACCUGUUGUAAAUAAGCUGAAAAAUGAUGAUUUUUUGGCGGUUAAUAAAACAAACUAAGAAAAACAUAAGUCUUUCUUCUGAUAAAGAAAAUAUUUUUGUUACUUUCAGUUGCAUACUUAAUACAGUAUUUAUGUAAACGUAAAAAUAUUGCUAUGAUAUUAGUGGAAAUAAAAAUUUAGAAAAAUAUGUAAUGUAU